Molecule: messenger RNA, 801 nt
Organism: Camellia sinensis
Lineage: Eukaryota; Viridiplantae; Streptophyta; Magnoliopsida; Ericales; Theaceae
Source: RefSeq, a predicted model, not a curated record
AUGGAAGUACUUAUUUCGAGUGAUAAAGAAAGAGAUCAAAAUGAGAUAGCAUCAGCAACAAUGCAUAAAAUUGUGUUUCCUAAACUGAGGGAAUUAAUUCUUGGACGCCUGCCAAGUUUUACUGUUAUCUGCAAGACCAUUAAUGCAAUUAAGCUGCCACAAUUGAACCAACUAAUACUCUAUAAGAAACCAAAGCUCAAUAGUUUUUGCAAUGCUUCAGAGAGCAAUUACAAUACCAUUCAACCUCUCUUCAAUAAGGUUGAAUUAAUUGCCAUUGAAAAAUUGUUGAUCUUGUCAAUGCAUAACGUGAUAGAGAUAUGGCCUGGGAAACAUCUGCAAAAACUAAGAGACAUGAUAAUUUUUAGGAAAGGCUGUUCAGAUAUCAUACUCCCUUCAUUAACACAAUUGAUGCUACUUUAUCUACCAAAGUUGACACAUGUUUGGAAGGACAAUUUACCAAUAAUUCAAGGCUUUCAGAACCCAACAUCCUUAAUAAUAAGUGGUUGUGGUAGUUUGAGAAAUAUAUUCUCACCUUCUCAAGCCAGACUUCUUGUGAAACUACAAGAAAUAAAGGUAACUGAAUGUGGUGUGCUGGAAGCGAUCAUUGGUGAGGAACCAAAAGUAGAUGACAAAGUUAUAGCCAAUAUAAUCAUGUUUCCUCAACUAAGUAGUCUUAAACUCUAUCAUCUGCCAAACCUUAGGAGUAUAUGUCCCCCGGCUUAUGCAGUUGAAGGAUCAUUCUUGAAGAAGAUAGAAGUGAUUAAUUGUCCCAACAUGAAGGCACUCCCCUCAGCAUUCUAG